This is a messenger RNA of Pantherophis guttatus, 797 nucleotides long. It is a transcript of the gene ACYP1, whose product is annotated as acylphosphatase 1. The record is from RefSeq and is a predicted model, not a curated record. Lineage: Eukaryota; Metazoa; Chordata; Lepidosauria; Squamata; Colubridae. Gene Ontology annotation, molecular function: acylphosphatase activity.
UAUCCAACGGGAUGGAAAUAAGGGAGGGGCCUGUCGGAGCGAUGCGAUGAGCCUUGCCCUCCAACUUCCCCUGCAGGACGGAGGGGAGGGGAGGGAAGCGAGAGUCAGGUUAACUUAGUUAUCCUGCGUAGGCACCGGGGAGCGGAUCGCUUCGACAAUGCAGUCUUUGGAGGCUGCCCGAGGGACGGUCUCUCUGCGGAUAUGGCACCUGCCUUUCUUUUUCUGCCUGAUUGCUAUUUUGUUUUCAGUACAGGCACCCCCGACCAUGGCUGAGGGAAGCGGCCUUGCUUCGGUGGACUAUGAGGUGUUUGGGAAGGUGCAAGGGGUAUUUUUCCGCAAACAUACCCAGGCACAAGGAAAAAAGUUGGGUCUAGUUGGCUGGGUCCAAAAUACUAACUAUGGCACCGUGCAAGGACAAAUCCAAGGACCUCUUGUCAAAGUCCAACAACUUCAGGAAUGGCUUCAGAAAACUGGAAGCCCCAAAUCUCACAUCGACAGAGCUGAAUUCCACAAUGAAAAGAAAAUUGCUCAUUUAGAGCAUAGUGACUUUUGUAUAAUCAAAUAAAAGGCUUAGGAAUAGAAAGCAUUGGAUUUAUAAAGUCAACCAUGGACUUGUCUAGAAGAAAGUCAUUCAUUUAGUUUUCAUUUUCUUGUACCGUAAUUGGUUAAAUACAUUCUUUCUGUUGUAAUUAUUUAUUAUAUGAAGCUUCUAUUAAAUAUUUUAAGAUAAACAUUUCCUGAAUUGAGUGAUGUCCCAAUAUUUUGACUGUUAAUAAAGACACAUUUGCUGCAUCAUA